Molecule: messenger RNA, 891 nt
Organism: Hymenoscyphus albidus
Lineage: Eukaryota; Fungi; Ascomycota; Leotiomycetes; Helotiales; Helotiaceae
Source: the annotation of a GenBank genome assembly
AGCUCCUCUCUCCAAACCACACAUCACACGAUCCUAAACAUGUCCUCUGGUUUCGUAUCAGGUGGGACCACAGAUGCUCCAAUUGAGCGGAGCGACGAAUGGCUUGAGGCGCAAAAGGAGCUAGAUCGGAAAGCCGAGGAAGCUCGUCAAGCUCGCCAACAAGAUGGGAAGACCUCCAACCUGUUCGAGACUCUCCAAGCAAACAAAGGUAUUUUGUGGAAGGGGGCGGAUUUUACCAAGUCAAUUGAUUGAAGUACCCAGGCUGAUCACGCAGGGGUGCUUUGAAAUAACCAGCUGCCAAAGAAGAAGCAUUUAUUGAAGCAAAUCGAUUAAAGAACCAGUUUCGCGCCCUCGACGAAGACGAAGCCGAAUUCCUUGACUCAGUCCUCGAGAGCACUCGCGCAGAAGAGGCACGCAUAAAGAAAGAAUCCGCAGAAGGACUGGCCAUAUUCCGGAAGAAACAAGAGGAAGCAGACAAGAAGGCUCGGGGUGGUGAUGUUGCGCCAGAUGCGAAGGAAGGCUCACCGGUCGCUGGAGAAGAGUCUUGGAAUGCGGGUAGAAGAAAACGCAAGCGUACGAAGGAGAAGGAAGUUCUGAAGGGUGUCAAGAUUCGAAGGUCUUCAACUGCCAACGAAGCAGACAAGGGCAACAACCAACGACAGGAUGAUGCUGUGAUCAACAAGGCAAUGCCAACGAACCAGCCGGAACCUCCGAAAAAUGCUCUUCCUUUGAAACCAACUCCACAGACUUCCCCAUCGGGUCCAUCAGCUCCUGUGGAGACGAAGAAGCCACCAGCUACGACGAAAAGCUCUUUGGGGCUAGUUGAUUAUGGAUCUGACGAGGAUGAUGAUUGGUAGGCAGUAACAAAGUCGUAUCUUAGACAAAAUGGCG